GGCGCAGGAAACGUCAUCAUUGUGCGCAGCUGCCUUCUUCUCUGAAUGUGUUAUAAUUCGACGGUUAGCACGAUGAGCUAAAAUGUUAUCAGCAGAUCCUUGCCAGUUUUCGACAAAUGACCAGGUUCCCUUUGAGACUUCAGUGCUUUCGCCUGAGAAGCAGCAUGAAGUUGCAGAAAUCCACCCAUCUGCGCCACUGAGCGGUAAACAACGGCGGGCCUGUCUGAAAAGGGAAAGAAGGAAAAGAAAACGUCAAGCUCUUGCUAAACUCAGAGAACGUGAUAGUGCUGAUCAGUUUGCAGUUGAGCAAGAUCAAGAUGAUGAUGAUGAUGAUGAAAAAGCGGGUGAAGAGCAGAGAGAGCGAGAGCGUUUACACCAGGAAUGGCUGGAGAGAGAGAGAAUUGCUCAAGAGGAAUUUAAGCUGAAGAAAGAGAAAGAAGAGGCUGCUCAAAAGAAAAAGGAGGAUGAAGAGAGGAGGAUCAGGGAGGAAUGGGAGGAACAGCAGAGAAAGGAAAGAGAGCAGCAGGAGCAGAAGCAGCAAGAGAAGAGAGACAGAGAGGAAGCUGUACAGAAACUCUUGGAUCAAGCAGAAAGCCAGUUGGAAAAUGGAGGCUCUUGGAAAAACCCUGAUGCCCCUGUGGAUUACGGGACUGAAAAGGACAAGGCAAACUGCCCCUUUUUUAUCAAAACUGGAGCUUGCAGGUUUGGAGACCGGUGCUCCCGAAAACACGAUCACCCAUCAUCGAGUAGCACCCUGAUGAUCCGGGGUAUGUUUGUGACCUUCGCCAUGGAGCAGAGCAGACGUGAUGACUACGAUACAGAUGCGAGUCUGGAGUACAGCGAGGACGAGACUCGGCAGCAGUUUCUAGACUUCUACGACGACGCUCUUCCAGAAUUCAGGAGCGCUGGCAAAGUUGUGCAGUUCAAGGUGAGCUGCAACUUCGAACCCCACUUAAGAGGCAAUGUUUAUGUGCAGUAUGAUACGGAGGAGCAGUGCAAAAAGGCUUUUAUGAUGUUUAAUGGACGGUGGUAUGCAGGGAGGCAACUGCAGUGCGAAUUCUCUCCUGUGACCAAGUGGAAAAUGGCAAUAUGUGGACUAUUUGACCGGCGCAAGUGUCCAAAGGGGAAGCACUGUAACUUCCUCCAUGUGUUUCAAAACCCUGGUAAUGAAUUCUGGGAGGCAGACCGUGACCUUCAUGUAUCCUCUGAGCGUGGUGGAGUCCGCACCGGAAGGCACAGGGCCUCGUCGCAGCGUGGAUAUAGCCCUGAACUAUCUCGCCACAGACAAGGAGACAGGAGGAGCCACAGUCGUGAGAAGUACAGCCACAGGUGGAAGCGGAGCCGCAGCAGAAGCAGAGAGAGGCGGAGUCGCAGCAGAGAAAGAUGGAGCCGCAGCAGAAGCAAAGAGAGGCAGAGCCGCAGCAGAGAGAGGCGGAGCCGCAGCAGAAGCAGAGACAAUCGAAGGGUUCAUCAUUCUCUGAGAAGGGAAAAAGGUUCCUUAAACGACCGAGGCAGGAGAAGCAGAAGCCAUGAGAGAUGCAGAUCACGUAGCAGAAGCAGAGAAACAAAUUCUCAGAGUGGAAGAUGCCAUUUGCAUGGAGAUCCGAGAACAAGAUCUUCUAGGAGAUCAGAAUCACAUAUCCCUGAAGAGGAAAUGAAAAAUGGCUCUAUUAAAAGAAAGGCCAAGAGGAGCGAAAGCAAAAGCCCCAAAACCGGUGACUGUUCCCCAGCCAAUACCUCCUCACAUCACCACAAACACUCAAAAAAGAGCAAGAAAAAGAAGAAGAGCAAAAAGAAACAAAAGAGAAAGAGGACUAAAUCCAGCAGCGUCAGCUCUUCAGCAGCUUCCGCAAUAGAGUCAGGGGAUGAAGUUGAAGAGACACCAAAAAACGAAGCUAAUGAAAACACAGAAAAGGCUGAGGAGGAGGCUGAGACUGACAGGAACCUCAUCUCAGCCCAAGAUACUGAGGAAAUGAAAUCAACUUCACCUGAAGUCACUGAACCUGCACCUGCCAGCAUCAGUAGUGAAAGUGACCCUGUUUAAUGAGUUCACAGGAAAAGACAUAUUGACUGUAUUGCCAGGUUUUGGCUUUUCUUAUAAGUUCUGA
This is a messenger RNA of Hemibagrus wyckioides, 2108 nucleotides long. It is a transcript of the gene zrsr2, whose product is annotated as zinc finger (CCCH type), RNA-binding motif and serine/arginine rich 2. The transcript is spliced from 11 exons. The record is from RefSeq and is a predicted model, not a curated record. Gene Ontology annotation, cellular component: spliceosomal complex; U2AF complex. Gene Ontology annotation, biological process: mRNA splicing, via spliceosome. Bases 83 to 2044 code for a protein of 653 amino acids. Gene Ontology annotation, molecular function: pre-mRNA 3'-splice site binding; metal ion binding. NCBI's taxonomy places the organism in Eukaryota, Metazoa, Chordata, Actinopteri, Siluriformes, Bagridae.